This is a messenger RNA of Cydia fagiglandana, 6023 nucleotides long. It is a transcript of the gene Impbeta11, whose product is annotated as importin-11. Bases 142 to 3147 code for a protein of 1001 amino acids. The record is from RefSeq and is a predicted model, not a curated record. The transcript has 19 exons. Lineage: Eukaryota; Metazoa; Arthropoda; Insecta; Lepidoptera; Tortricidae. Gene Ontology annotation, cellular component: cytosol; nuclear envelope. Gene Ontology annotation, biological process: protein import into nucleus. Gene Ontology annotation, molecular function: small GTPase binding.
AAAAAAUUUGACAUUGACAACUCGCGGCUGGCUAUUUCGCAUACCUAGUUCCAUUUUAUCAUUACAAAGAAUUUCGGAAGCUUAUGUGGUGUUUACGAUGAGUUAGAUCUUAAAAUUACUUCUGUAACUUUCUAGCCCACCAUGGAUCCAAACAUCUACGCGCUGGUGCUAGACACCCUGAACCGGGCGACUAGUCAGGAUGCAGAGGUGCUGAAGCCAGCUGAAAAGAAGCUGCAAGAAUGGGAGAUAGAACCCGGCUUCUACUCUGUCCUUCUGGACGUCCUCUCCAACCACACCAUAAACGUGAACGUCCGCUGGCUCGCCGUGAUGUGCUUCAAGAACGGCGUCGACCGCUACUGGCGCCGCAAUGCGCCGCACGCCGUCUCCGACCAGGAGAAGGAGAAACUGCGGCUCGGGCUGCUCACGCCCAACGUUCUUAGUGAACCCGUGGCGCAGAUAGCGACACAGCAGGCCGUGCUCAUCGCCAAGAUAGCCAGAUUGGACUGCCCGAUGCACUGGCCAAACCUAGUUCCUGACCUGCUUGGAGCGCUGAAAGCUCCCCAGCCGCUGGUUCAGCAUCGUUCUCUGCUCAUCUUCCACCACAUCGUCAAGGCACUGGCUUCCAAGAGGCUAGCUGGGGAUCGCAGGACAUUCCAGGACCUCACAAACACCGUAUACUCCUUCAUUCUGAGUCUCUGGCACGAGAACACCGAGCUCUUCCUCCGCCACAUCCAAGAGGGCGCCACCACCGAGCUGAUCACCGAGCACCUGGAGAAGGCCCUCCUCUGUCUCCGCAUUCUAAGGAAGCUGACGGUCUUCGGCUUCAAGAAGGCCCAUGAGAGCCAGGAUGCCGUGGCUUUCCUCAAUGUGGUGUUUGACCGGGCUAAGACCAGUUUAGAAUGCAGAAAACUGCUCAAAGGCCGCGGCAUAUACCCCCUAGAACUCUGCGAGAAAUUCAUCAUCCACCUAACAAAAGUUGCAUUAGGGGUCCUAGGGGUCCACCCGUUCUCGUACGUGCCCCUAAUCAGACCCUCGCUGGAGUUCGCCAUAUACUACUGCUUCACGGAGCAGGGCAUGAGCUUCGUGUACGAGCGGUUCAACAUACAGUGCCUGAACAUUGUGAAGGGGAUUUUGCAAUGUGUGGAAUUUAAGCCGCCGAAGGGGGAUCAAGUUAAGGAACCAUUGACCCUGCAAGCCCACCAAAUCAAGACGGAAGUCCUGGACACGGCCACGGUCUGCCACAUGUGCCAGGUGCUGGUGUCCCGUUAUUUCCUGCUGUCGGCCGAUGACCUCGCGCUGUGGGACGCGGAGCCGGAGAGCUUUGCCACAGACGAGGCAGGGGAGAGUUGGAAAUACAGCCUUAGGCCAUGCACAGAAGCGGUGUUCAUGGAGCUAUUCCACGAGUUCCGCGACACGCUAGCGCCCGAGCUUGUGCGUCUACUCGCCGGGCUCCAACAUACGCCAUCUGACGCCAGCGACCUUGACGCCAUCCUGAAGAAGGACGCCAUCUACAACGCCGUCGGACUCGCCGCCUUCGAUUUGUACGACGAGGUGGACUUCGACGAAUGGUUCACGAAUGUGUUGAGCCAAGAGCUGAAAAUAAAAGAUGACAACUACAGAAUAAUUAGGAGGAGAGUUUGUCAAUUAAUAGGUCAAUGGUGCGGCGUCCGCGCCUCCCCCUCCCUCCGCCCCGCCAUAUACGGAGCCCUCCUCCAGCCGCUCGCGCGACCGCAGGAAGACGCGGCAGUCAAGCUAGCGGCCGCCGAGUCUCUCCGGGCCACUAUAGAUGAUUUCAACUUCGACGUGGACCAGUUCGCCCCGUUCGCCCCUCACAUCCUCGCCGCACUCUACGAACUGCUGGUGGAGUCGGAGGAGUGCGACACGAAGAUGCACGUGCUGCACGUGGUGUCGUACGUGAUGGAGCGGUGCGGCGCGGCGGUGGCGCGCGGCGGCGGCGCGGACGCGCUGGUGGCGAGCCUGCCGCAGCUGUGGGCGCACGCGCACAGCCACGACAUGCUGCGCGCCGCCGCGCUGGCCGCCUCCGUCAAUCUACUUAAAGCCAUAGGAGAAUGCCCUCCAAACAUUCGUCCCUGGAUCCUGAACGUAGUCAACGACUCCACCAAACUGUCGGAGCCAGCGCACGUCUAUCUUCUAGAAGAUGCUCUGGACCUCUGGCUCGCUGUGCUGGAGACCUCUCAUGUGGCUGACGCAGCCACGCUUCAGCUGGCUGAAAACCUGUGUCCCAUACUUGAACAAACUUCAGAGCACCUCCGCAUAAUAGUGUACAUAAUGCAAGCCUACACCCUGCUCUGCCCCGAAGAGUUCCUCCUGGGUGCCGGCGGCAAGUGCAUGAUGUUGUUAGAAGACAUGCUCGGCGACAUGCGCACUGAAGGUAUCUUGACGGUGUUAAAAAUGGCGGAGGUGUGCAUCAGCGUAGCAUUCCCUGAAAGAAACACGUUUCUAGGUGUUAAGGUCAUAUGGCCCAUCCUGCUCAGAGUUAUACACUGGCUAGACCUGGAUGACCUGCCGCUCGUGUUGUCAGUGGAGUUGUGCCUGAUGUCGCGAGUCAUUCUGCUCUCCACCGAUCUCUUUUACAAGGCGGUGGAAGAAGCAGCGGCCACCAUGCCGGAAUACGAGUCGGACCCUACGAAGGUUCUGGAUAAAAUCCUCCACGUGUGGACUGAGAAGAUGAACCUGGUCACGCAGGUGGAACGGUGGAAGGUUGCUGGUCUCGGUUUGGCGGCACUGUUGACAACACAAAACUCCGUGGUGCUGAGCCGCGCGCCGGCGCUCCUUCUCAACCUCGCCGAGGUGCUGAACGACGUUAUGAAGACUGACGAGAUGGGCGUGCAUCAAGAUAGUCUAGUGUGCGCGGGGGGCUCGCGGCCCGCGUCCCCGCUGGAGGGCCGCGGGGGCGCGGCGCGCUGGGGCGCGGGCGCGGGCGCGGCCGGCCCCGACACGCCGCACGAGCAGCGGCGCCGGGCGCUCGCCGCCACGCAUCCCGCGCAUGCGCUGGAUCUGCGCGCCGUCACACACCAUCAGUUGGAGACCCUCAAAGCCCAGGUGGGUCCGGAGACCUUCGACCGAAUCCUGCAGUCCACCGACAAGGAGACCUUGCAACAGAUCAGGGAAUAUAUACCUAUAUGAAUAUAUAUCAUCUAAGAAAACGUGAGGCCUUUCGAUCACCGCUCGAGUUAUAGUCAAAAUUAACCAUAACCAAUAAAAUUUCUGCUAGGUAGGUACUUGUAUUUAUUUAUUACAUAAGACAAUGUUUGACCUCCUCCUCUCUUUAAAAUGUCUUACGUAAUAAAUCGAAGGUACCUUGCCUAGCAGUGGAACAAUCUAAUAUUCAAAAAAAGUUUUGGGUGAGAAAUAUUUGUGGACCGCGCUGGUUCCAUAUGCGUAUGACUGACAAAUAACAUCGCGUUUUGCAAUUUUUCUAUCUUAUGUAAGGGCAUUUUCAUUUAACUUGUAUAAGUUAAGCGCGACUUAAGCCGUGUCUCAGUAACGUCUAACCGUUACAUUCCUGACAAAAUGUAUGGGAUUUGACAUUGACCGUCAGUUUUGUAACGAUUGCUAACCGGCCGUUAAAGGUGUUAAAUUAAGUGAAAAUGCCCGUAAAAUUGUCUUCCUAUAAUAUUCUUUCGUGUCUGAAAUUUGCUAUAAACUUAUGUAGUUAGUGCAUAAGUAUCGCUUAAAUUUAGGAUUUUUUUAUAAUAUAUAAAUGCAGAACGCGAACGGUGAUUGAAAAGUUCCUACACAAGUCAUUUAAGUACGUUGCUUCUCAUAUAGUUUCAUUAAAUUUAAAAGUUAUUAUAAAUCUAGUAAAUACAUGUACCAUCUGUACUUUUACAAUCCCAAUUGUAUUUUAAUAAGAUGCGACGCAAUAAUAUAUCAUUAUAUGAAACCGAUUAUCGUUUUUAAGAUGUACAUUUUGUAUUACUAUAUUUGUUAUUUGUUUCGUUAUUUUUAAACAAACAAGUAUUUCCUAUACAGAUACAGACUGACGAUAAAACGUGGUUUUUGUUAAGCACUACAUUUUUUGUUAUUUUAAAAAUUACGUUAUAAUAAAUAAUACUGAACAUGUAUAAUAUGAUUGUGAUAUACUUACAAUUUCCUAUAAUAGCUUUAAAUAUAGGAGGAAUGGCAUUCUGUACAAGUCAUUUGUAAGGAUCGAUGAUUUAAUAGUUAAUAAGUAAAAACACUUUAAGAGUUGUGUAUUCAAAUGGUGUACGGAAUGCCAAGCUAGUUGUAGAAAUAUAAAUAAUGCGCAUGACUAAUGAAAGUGAAAUGCAGAUGUAAUCGAAAUAAAAUUAUGUUUAAAAGCGAAUUCGUGUAAUGGAAGGUUUUUAAUAAGAGCAAAAUAGGGGGGCCUCAAGGUCUGGUUGUAUAUUCGAGCAUUUGAAUUUGAAACGUAAUUAUCUUAACAAAUUAUACUUAUCAAAUAUAAUUAAGACCCUCUAUUAAAAACACGUUAAAAUGGGUCAUUCAAGUAAUUUAUGUCGAAUAUCGCUUGACAUGUUUCGAUUCGUUUCGAGUAAUGGUGCUCCCAUACUGGCAGCUAUAUAACGUUAUAAUAUAUAACGUGUUCUCAUAUAUUGUUUCCAUGUAUUGUAUUUUAUUUUGUAGUUUCACAGUGCCUUGGUUUUACUGUAAUGUUGUGUUACUUAUUUGACUAAUAAAAUAAAUAAUAAAUAACUGCCAGUCUAGGAGCACCAUUACUACACACGUUCAGCAGCAACACAAAAUAUCGUAACAUGUAGAACAAUAUUCAACCAAAAUGGCUUGAGUGAUGCGAGUUUAAACGUGUUUGAGUCUCACAGGAGUCUUCUAGUUAAAAUUGUCAUUUUUAAGAAUCUUAUUUGAUAGUUUUCGAAUAUUGUGGUUCUGGCUCUAACUAAACACUCGCAAUAAACUGUCAUUUUAUCAUUAGAUAUAGAAGACUAUAUUACUACUAUCGUAGACUCGCAUAUAUAACAUUUUCAUCAUUGUUAAAGCAUUUUACAUAGUAUUGUAAUGUUGAAAUUGGCAAAUUCUAACGAAUAUCGACUUAUAGAGAUAAUAAUAUGACAUUUAACUGUAGUUCUGCUGUGCCUCUUUUACGCCGUGUAUGUAUUUUGUAAAUAUAAGUCAUUCGAAAUAUUUUAGUACAUAACAAAAAGGAUACCUACAUCAGUACUUUUUUAUAAUUACAACUUGUAUUUCUUUAAACACCAUAGCGCAUACGUAGACAAAUCGGGGCACUUUGUACGCUUAUUUCAACAUUAUGUGAGCCGAUUUUUUGCCUUUGAGUGUACCUACAAAUGUGUAAAAUUGAAGAUCCCAGGUGAAAAUAAAAACGGACUGUUGUGGAUAUAUGUUUAAAUCUUCCUUGAAGGCACGUAGUUUGCUUUAACUAAACAACUAGUGUCACCACAUUUGGCGUAACCGGAUCAGCCCUCAGACUGUCGUUUUUUUUUUCUGAGAGACAUCUCUCAGAAAAAAAAACAUGAUUUUUGACGGAUGACCUAUAUCACGAAUAAUACCUAGUUUUGAAAUAUAUCCCGGCCCUUCAAGCUAUUUACCUCAGCUCAUAGUCGCGGGGUAUGAUCGGUUAAAUUACUUGAUUUCAUUAAUAUAACUAUUGCGGUAACAGACUAUAUUUUAAAUUUUAUGUUUAUGUGCGACAAAUACGUGAUACGAUUCGCUAUGAAUUAUUUAAGUCAUCGAACGGUAACAUAUGAUUUUUAAUGCGUGCAUGAACUGUAGGGGGCAGCACAGGAGCCCCCUGUUUAUUGGCGCGAAGUGUUGUCAAUUUUAAGAUUCUAAUGUAGCCCACCCCACAAGAUGUAGAAGGCAGCACUUGUUUCGUGAUUCAGGCCACAGGAUGGCAGACCCUCCAAGCCGGUUCAGCGUCUAGUGUUGUGACACCUUUAGACGUCAGCAUGCUUACUACAUGUAAUGAGACUUUAUAAUUACUACGAUUUCAUUGUACUAUAAUAUGUAAAUUGAAUAAAUUGGUCGUAAAUAUUACUGAAGUGCCA